Messenger RNA from Vanderwaltozyma polyspora DSM 70294, 1212 nucleotides. RefSeq lists its product as uncharacterized. Gene Ontology annotation, molecular function: alpha-1,2-mannosyltransferase activity. Gene Ontology annotation, cellular component: membrane; Golgi apparatus. NCBI's taxonomy places the organism in Eukaryota, Fungi, Ascomycota, Saccharomycetes, Saccharomycetales, Saccharomycetaceae. Bases 1 to 1212 code for a protein of 403 amino acids. The record is from RefSeq and is a predicted model, not a curated record. The transcript has a single exon. Gene Ontology annotation, biological process: protein O-linked glycosylation; cell wall mannoprotein biosynthetic process; protein N-linked glycosylation.
AUGGGUAAAAAAAUACUGGUUCCUCAACAGUCGAACGGUAAUUACAAGUUUAUCGGUGGGGUUAUAUUUGCCAUUGUAACAAUCUAUUUCUUAUUUAAUGGAUAUGUUGAUUUAUUAAAUGAGUCUGGAGAAUACUCUUCUUAUUUUGGUGAAUCAUUCUAUGAUGAAGAUGUUGCAGAAUAUGAAUAUCCUGAUAGAGUUAAACAUCAUGUCUAUAAUGGCCCUAAAGAAAAAGCUUGUUUAGUAAUGAUGGUUCAAAACCCUGAUCUAUAUGAUGUUGUUAGAACAGUUAAGGUUAUGGAAGAUCGUUUUAAUUUGCAUUACAACUAUGAUUGGGUUUUCAUAAAUAACAAACCUUUAUCUGAUGAAUUUAAAUAUGUCUUAGGUGAAAUUGUUAGUGGUAAAGCUAAAUUUGCAACUGUUCCAGAAGGACAAUUCGCUGAACCUGAAUCCGUUGAUAAGGCCAAAGCUCUGAAAGUUAGGGAACAAAUGAUGGAAAUUAAUAUUCCAACCAGUGGGUUAGCUAACUAUAGAAACUUAUGGCGUUACAAGAGUGGGUUCUUAUAUAAUCAUCGUAUAUUCGACGAUUACGACUAUUUCUGGAUUACUGAAGUUGAUAUGAAGAUUGCUUGUGAUGUUAACUAUGAUGUUUUCAAGUUUAUGAGGGAGAACAACAAAAGAUUAGGUUUCGUUAAAUCUUACAAGACCUCUAUCUUCCCACAAACUGUUAAGACUAUUUGGAAGCAUACAAAGGAUUUUAUGAGCUUUGCACCAAACUUUGUAAGUGAAAAUAAUUUGUUAAAGUUUGUCUCUGAAGAUGGUAAUUCAUACAAUCAAUGUGGUAUUGAAACCGGUAAUAUGGUUGGUGCUUUUGAAUUUUUCAGAAGUAAAGAAUAUCAAGCUUAUUUCCAAUUUGUGGAUGAACACAACGGUUGGUAUUAUGAAAGAUGGACUGAUGAUGAUUUUGUUUCUAUUGCUGCGUCAAUGUUAUUAGAUAAAGAUGAAUUCCAUUUCUUCGACGACUUCGGUUAUAAUCAUCAGUUAGACGAACAUGCUUUUGAAUUCGUUUGUCCGCAAGAAAGAGGAAUAAGAUUAGAAAACAAAUGUUCAUGUAAUCCAUAUUUCAGUUUGACUUGGAAGAGUCAAUCAUGUGUUCCAAGAUUCUACGAAGUAUCGGGUAAAAAGAAACCAUCAGCAUGGGAUAGCUACUAA